This is a messenger RNA of Cervus elaphus (red deer), 988 nucleotides long. RefSeq lists its product as uncharacterized. The coding region runs from base 1 to 876 and encodes 291 amino acids. The record is from RefSeq and is a predicted model, not a curated record. The transcript is spliced from 4 exons. Lineage: Eukaryota; Metazoa; Chordata; Mammalia; Artiodactyla; Cervidae.
AUGGCCGGGCAGCGGCCCCCAAGCAAGACAGUAGUCCGCCACACGGACCGCUGUCAAGUGACGGUGCCAGUUAGCCUUAGUCCCGUCGCGCCCACAAAAACACUGAAGCCCCUGAUUUCCGUCCGUGCCAGAGGCAUCCAGUCCGCGAGACUCGGCGAGAGUCAAAGUGACCGCGACCCAGUGUCCUCAGCGACUGCAUCCAAGCUUCAGGGUGGACCCCAGGGGCCAGGGAAGCGGGAAGAGGCGCAGCCUCUGGGCGGAGUUCCCCAACUCUGGGCAGAAAGCUCAGGCUGGCUCCCCUCCAAGCCACCCUGGGCCUGCUGGCCCAGUGCUGAGCAACAAUCUGUUUUUUUUUGCAGAUGCGAAGGAAAAUCCUCAGUUUCCUGCUGCCCCUGGGGCCUGAGAUGUCCCAUAGAAAAGAAGCUUCGCCUUCAAAACUCUUUCCUGUCCUCUUCCUCUGGUCUGGGGGCUCAGCCCACCCAGGACAGCCCCCUGACUCUGCUCCUGACCGCCGCCCUCCCUGCUGUGCCCCAGCUUCCCAAGUGCCUGAUCAGAUGUCAGCCGCUCUCAUCUGGGAGUUUUGAGGCGCCCUGCAUCUUCUUGCUGCCUGCUUUUGCCCCCCUCUUCCCAGGCUGCAGCUGCUUGGCACAAGUCUGGACCCCUGAGUAUCACCGAGACCCAGGAAGAUUCGUCCUCUUCUGUUUGCAGGCUAGCAAUGGACUCAGUAUUCACCUGGUCUCUUGGAACUGUAAGUGCCCCACAGGUCAGCGCGUGUCUGUCAGGCCCUCCCGCUGGGGGCCGCCAUCCACCCUCUCACACCUGGGGCGAGCAGUCCCCAAGGAGACGCUGCCCUGGCGUCCCGCACUCUGCCCAUGAGAGAGGGCUCCUUCACAUCUGUGUCUGUCCCUUGGUCCCUUGGUCCCUGCCUGCCUUGGACCCUGCACACAGGACAAGCCCAGGGGCAGCCAUGUAGCUCCAGGAGGUGAGC